AUGACUCUACUCACAUCAGCAUAUAAAAGAGUCAUUGGACACACACCGCGUUUAUUUUGGAGAAGCAUUAGCAGUUCUCCCAAGACAAUUAAAGAUUUUCCUUGGUUACUUUCCAAGGACAAGCCUCGAAUUACAAACUACCCUUAUGAAACAACAGAUCCUAUCAUGGGCAUGAUUCCUAUCAGCAUUCAGCGUAUGGCUACCAACUGGGUAGCCACGCGUAUACUUCAACUCAACACUGGUAUGAAUUACUUUCCAGACCAGUUCUUAGUGGGAGCUAGUCUGGCGACACGUAAAGCCUUACAACUACUUUCUGAUCAGUUGCAACACCCAGAAGAGCCAAGAGAAGAAAUAGAGCAUAUAUUUGGACCUGCUCUUUUACAUAGAUAUACAGAAUCCGCGCCUUCAGAUGCAAACAUAUCCAUUCAGCUACCUCAAAUAUAUGAUGUAAAUGUAGAUGAUGUCUGGGUAACCAUGGGAAAUCCUGCAGCUUAUUCAGACGACAAUGAUAAAUAUGACAUCUUUCGAUGGGCAACCUUACAAUUUGGAGUAAAUAAAGGAAAAAACGAAGAUCAAGAAUCGUUUCAAGAAUACAAGCAGCGCAUUAGAGAAAGUAUUAUCGAGGGCAUUCAAGUAAGCGUUGAUGUCGUGGUGGAUGCUGAUGUUGUAUAUCAAGCGACACUUAAGGAAACUGACGAGAUACUACUACAUGAUGAAGGAAGACGCGAUUUACGUAUUCGAUUUGCUACACCGUAUUUUCAACCUGCCAACAAGAUGGUGCGUUCGAGAGACAGUGAGACAGGAGAACCAGUGAUCAAUUGGAAUUGGCGUAUUGUAGAUAUAGAUCAAUUAAUAGAAAAGGAAGCAAUGGACAGUCAUGAAGAGAAAUGAAGUGUUUAUUUUUCUAUACUGUUUAUAUGUAAAAUAAUUUUUUCACAAUAAACAAAAAG
This is a messenger RNA of Rhizopus microsporus ATCC 52813, 950 nucleotides long. RefSeq lists its product as uncharacterized. The transcript has 3 exons. The coding region runs from base 1 to 891 and encodes 296 amino acids. Lineage: Eukaryota; Fungi; Mucoromycota; Mucoromycetes; Mucorales; Rhizopodaceae. The record is from RefSeq and is a predicted model, not a curated record.